AUGUCGGUUCUUCUUGCAAGAGCCUGCCAAUCCACAAACUCUAGUCCCCUGUACACGCAAUGCUGGAGUCAUCUAUCUUCGUCUCAGAUCCUGGCUCGCUUGUUCCACUCCUCUCAGCCGCAUCAUCUCUCACGUGAAGAGAGUCGUGCCAGAAAGAAUGCAAAACGGCGUGAGAAAUAUGCCAACGACAAGGAGUUUCGUGAAAAGACGCUUCAAUACAAACGCGAGAAAUACGCCAAUGAUCCGGAAUACCGCAAGAAAGUGCACGCCUGGGUGGCCAAGCUCAGGGCCAAGUUAUCGGCGGAAGAUCCUGAUCGUAAGAAACGACCUGCUCCCUCUCGCGAGAAGCUUGACGAAGUUAAUGCCAAACAUCGCGAGAGGUGGGCAAAUGACGAAGAAUAUCGCGAGGCGAAACUCGCCUCAAUUGUUCAAUAUAGGGCCAAGAAGGCAGCAGAUAAGCCUGAACGGCGACCCCCUCCGACAAAGGAUGAAAAAGCGGCCAAAGCUCGCGAGCGGUACGCAGAUGACCCGGAGUAUCGCGCCAGAAAGCUCGCCUCGGCAACUCGUUGGUAUGAGGUCAAGGGAAGAGCAAAAAUGCCGAAAACUCGUCGCGAGCGGUACGCAAAUGACCCGGAGUAUCGCGCAAAAGCACUCGCCUCGGCAGCUCAUUGGUAUGAGGUCGAGGGGAGAGCAAGAAAGCAAGAAGCCUACGAUCAGAGAGUGCAAGAACAGCUAGUAGCGCGAGAACAGGAAGCACACAAACAUAUUAGGCAUGUCAACUGGUAUCUACAGUCCGAAACGGAUUCACAAGAGCGAACUGAAGACGUGCAAGUUCCUGGAUACCACCCGAGAACCUCAGAUGAACAAGACAUCGAGUCUGAACAACACCUCGCUGAAAAUCUCGCAUUCACGGACAUCUCACCUCCUCCUCCUCCACCAUCACCCAAACAGAUACGCAACCUCCAUGAAUGGGUGACGCUAAAAGAUUGGCAUUAUGCGCUUCUUGCAAUAAAAUCAUGGUACGGCCAUUGUGGUGGCAUCGUCUCGAAGCUGAGCAGUCUGGUGCCAGGCCUCUUGACUGCCAUGAAUGUUUUUGUCACAAGAAUUGGUUAA
Molecule: messenger RNA, 1113 nt
Organism: Aureobasidium subglaciale EXF-2481
Lineage: Eukaryota; Fungi; Ascomycota; Dothideomycetes; Dothideales; Saccotheciaceae
Exons: 2
Coding region: 1-1113 (370 amino acids)
Source: RefSeq, a predicted model, not a curated record